Molecule: messenger RNA, 2292 nt
Organism: Linum trigynum
Lineage: Eukaryota; Viridiplantae; Streptophyta; Magnoliopsida; Malpighiales; Linaceae
Source: the annotation of a GenBank genome assembly
AUGGCGACUCCUGGAUUAAGCAACCGGCCUAAUGGCCAGAAGCAGCAGCGGCGGUUUGGCAUCACGGAUCCGAUAUCCACGUCUGGUCCUACUGAGUUCGAUGUAGUGAAGACCCGCGAACUUGAGAAGUAUCUCCAAGAUGCAGGAUUGUAUGAGAGUAGUGAGGAAUCUGUUUCCAGAGAAGAAGUACUUGGACGGCUAGAUCAGAUUGUCAAGCAUUGGGUGAAAGUAAUUAGUCGCGCCAAAGGGUUGAAUGAGCAAUUGGUUCAAGAAGCAAAUGCAAAGAUAUUCACAUUUGGCUCUUACAGGCUAGGGGUCCAUGGCCCUGGUGCAGAUAUUGACACACUUUGUGUGGGACCUAGACAUGCUACUCGUGAGGAAGAUUUUUUUGGAGAAUUGCAGAAUAUGUUGUCCUCAAUGCCUGAAGUGACAGAGUUGCACCCUGUCCCUGAUGCUCAUGUUCCUGUUAUGAAAUUCAAAUUGAAAGGGGUUUCUAUAGACUUGCUCUAUGCAAAAUUGUCACUGUGGGUGAUUCCAGAAGAUCUUGAUGUUUCACAAGACUCGAUACUACAGAGUACAGAUGAACAGACUGUUCGCAGUCUUAACGGGUGCAGGGUCACUGACCAGAUCUUGCGACUGGUGCCAAAUAUUCAGAACUUUCGAACAACCUUGCGCUGCAUGAGGUAUUGGGCGAAGCGUCGUGGUGUAUAUUCAAAUGUUGCUGGGUUUCUUGGGGGUAUCAAUUGGGCUUUACUUGUUGCUCGUAUCUGCCAGUUGUACCCAAAUGCGCUUCCCAGUUAUCUAGUGUCUCGAUUCUUUAGAGUCUAUGAUGAAUGGCGUUGGCCAAACCCUGUCAUGCUUUGUGAUAUUGAGGAAGGGUCCCUUGGGCUUCAGGUUUGGGAUCCUAGAAGACACAAUAAAGAUAGGUUUCAUUUGAUGCCUAUAAUCACCCCUGCUUAUCCUUCCAUGAAUUCUAGCUACAAUGUCUCUUCAAGCACUCUACGGAUAAUGUCGGAAGAAUUCCAGAGGGGAAGGGAGAUAUGCGAGGCUAUGCAAGCUAACAAGGAAGACUGGGAGACUCUUUUUGAGCCAUUUUCUUUCUUUGAUGCCUACAAGAACUACCUACAGAUAGAUAUAAGUUCUGGAAAUGAAGAUGACUUGCGAAACUGGAAAGGUUGGGUUGAAUCUCGUCUUCGUAUCCUAAUCCUGAAGAUUGAGAAGCACACUUACAACAUGCUUCAGUGUCACCCACAUCCUGGCGAGUUUUCAGACAAAUCUAAGCCUUUACGUUACUUUUACUUCAUGGGUUUGCAACGUAAGCAAGGAGUUCCAGUCAAUGAAGGUGGACAUUUUGAUAUAAGGAUGACCGUCGAAGAAUUCAAAGUCACUGUCAACAGUUACACAUCGUGGAAGCAGGGGAUGGAAAUCCAAGUAAGCCACGUGAAACGAAGGAGUAUACCUAGCUUUGUUUUCCCUGGUGGAUGUCGUCCGUCUCGUCCAUCUAAAGCCACAUGGGAUAGCAGGCGAAGUUUGGAAGCUAAAGCUUGCACUGCAGCUGACAAGUCAUCACCUGAAGGCAAAGGAGGGCCAGAUGGAUCAGAUGAUAGGAAGAAGAGAAAGCAUGUGGAUGAUGAUGUGGAGAAUAAUAGUACCUUGGGUGUCAAGCGCCUGGCUGCUGCUGUAUCUUCAUCAAAUGAAGCUCUUGAGGGUAGUCCUUCUGCUAUUAGGGUUCAUUCACUUUCUGCAGAAGGUGACCUUCCAAGUGCGAGUGAGUUUGGUGAAUCAGGGAGAGAGCAGGACACAGCAGCCACUAGUUUGGGCGUUUUAAUUGGAACAGGAAUAGGUUGUAAUGCAUCCCCACAAAAUGCCUAUGAGAUUUUGGAGAGAUCGAGCUCCAAGGAGGCUGAGAAGUUGGCCAUCGAGGAAAUAAUGUCUGGUCCAUAUGGAAGUCAUCAAGCUUCACCUCAAGAACUCGACGAGCUUGAGGAUGAGGUUGAGUAUGGAAAGCACGGCAAGGAUUCAUUGGGGAAUGAGAAAAGCUGCAGCACAGUGGAGUCUUCUUCAACUCCUGAUAAAACAGCUGAAGCAACAAUAACAGGAAGUGCACCUCCAAUGAUACCAUUGUUAACAUCCUGCAAUGGCGGAGCUGUUGUGCCGAAUCCUCCUAGCUGCCUUCAUGGAGGGCUGGAUGAGCUUGAGCCUGCUGAACUUGUGCCACCUUCAGUAGCUCCUGCUGUACAAAGGAAGCCGCUCAUCCGGUUGAACUUUACUUCGCUGGGUAAGACUCACUAG